This is a messenger RNA of Brassica napus (rape), 516 nucleotides long. Its product is annotated as glutathione S-transferase T2-like. NCBI's taxonomy places the organism in Eukaryota, Viridiplantae, Streptophyta, Magnoliopsida, Brassicales, Brassicaceae. The record is from RefSeq and is a predicted model, not a curated record. The transcript has 2 exons. The coding region runs from base 1 to 516 and encodes 171 amino acids.
AUGAGCAGAAAGCAGAAGCUGAACGAUCUUGUGUGCAACUUCUGUGGAUCCUAUGCGGCUGCAACAAGACAGAAAACAAGUGGUCAGAGUGAGAGUGAUGUUGUGAAACUGGCACACGAGAUCUUUUGCAACGAUCACAAGCUUAAAUUUAACCUUCACCAUGCUUGGAAGGAGCUCCGCUAUGACCAGAAAUGGUGUGAGCAUGCUAGUAGUAAGCUUGGUGGAAGCGCUAAGAAGAGAAAGUGUGAGGAUGGAGCAGAAACAUCAAGCUCUCAAACAACUGUCAAUCUAGAUGAGCAACCUACCAAACGUCCAGCGGGUGUUAAGGCUGCGAAAGCAGCUUCUGCAAAGAAACCAAUAGUAGAUAAGGAGGCUGUGUUAAAGUUUCAGACCAUGUGCUCUAUUAGAGAGAAAGACUUGGCCCUGAAAGAGAGACUUUCGAAAAUGGAUCUGCUUAACACUCUCAUUUCAAAAAAUGUGCCACUUUCUGAAAAAAGAAGAAGCACUAAAGACUAA